Erinaceus europaeus (western European hedgehog) is the source of this 3968-nucleotide messenger RNA. RefSeq names its product zinc finger protein 235-like. Bases 131 to 2452 code for a protein of 773 amino acids. Gene Ontology annotation, cellular component: nucleus. NCBI's taxonomy places the organism in Eukaryota, Metazoa, Chordata, Mammalia, Eulipotyphla, Erinaceidae. The transcript has 5 exons. The record is from RefSeq and is a predicted model, not a curated record. Gene Ontology annotation, molecular function: recombination hotspot binding; histone H3K4 methyltransferase activity; RNA polymerase II cis-regulatory region sequence-specific DNA binding. Gene Ontology annotation, biological process: positive regulation of reciprocal meiotic recombination; regulation of transcription by RNA polymerase II.
UAACCAACAAGAAUCCGACAACUACCGCCCCAGAAUCCAAACCCCAAAAUAGCUGGUGGCCUGCAGGAGCACGGCCUCCGCGAGCGGCCUUCUGGGAAACGUAGUUCGUGCGGCGUGCGCCCCGCUGCGCAUGUCGGGAAGUGUAGUCCCCGGACAGAGCGGCAUCCGGAGGCACUUCCGCUCUGGGAAGGCGAGGCCAGCGGAGCGCGCUCCCAGCCAGGACCCGGCUCCACCUGGAAGGAAGAGGAGAAUCAUGACCAAGUCCCACGAGGCAGUGACCUUCAGGGACGUGGCCGUGGCCUUCACGGAGGAGGAGCUGGGGCUGCUGGACCCCACCCAGAGGCAGCUGUACCGGGAUGUGAUGCUGGAGAACUUCCGGAACCUGAUCUCACUGGGCCGUCAGUUCCCCAAGCCUGACCUGGUAGCCCAGCUGGAGCAGGAGCAGCAGCUCUGGCCAACGGGGCUUCCCCCCGACACAGAAACUAAGAGUCAAGAUGAGACAGAAUCUCUUCAGGAAGCGGCACUGAAGUCCCUUUCGUUGGGAGAACUUUUGUGCUGGCAUAUCGAGAGAGACACUGUGAGCAAUUUAACCAAAAGUCAGGGCUCCAUGAUGAAUGGCCAAGAAAACAAACUGCAGUCACACAGACACCAUGAUUCCUCCUGUGACGUGGGAGCAGGAGAAACCGUCCUGACUUCCCCAGGUGGCAGCUGUUUCAUGACUCUCUCAGAGGCUCAUCCCAGCGCCCAGGAACACCAAGGCAUUCCUGCUGAGAGUGCAGAGAAUUCUGGGCAUAAAAUGUAUUUAAACCAGACUCAGAACCACCAGCCACAUUACAAACAGGCUCAGAGGAGGGACAGGUUCUGUGCAUCUCCACCCUGUGCCGACACCUUGGCCUCACACAGCCACAAGGAGGACGCGGUGUGUGAAACUGACAGAGCUCGUGGCCGCAGCAGCCGUGGUCAGGACAUCCUCAAGGUCUCCCCACCCCGCUCCCCGCACAAGCCAGUUGGCACAGGACAGGAGACUCACCCACAGAAUGAGCGUGAGGAAACCUGCAGUGGUGCCUCCAGGCUUGGUCCUCACCGGCUUUCGGGAAAACAGUCCCUUUUGUACAGCACAUGCGAGGAGGACUCCACUUACAGCGCGGCUCUUCCCUCCCCUCAAGGCGAUCACACCAGGAGAAGACGCUACUGGUGCCGCGAGUGCGGCAAGGGUUUCAGUCAGAGCUCCAAUCUGCAGACUCACCAGAGGGUCCACACCGGGGAGAAGCCUUACUCCUGUCUGGAGUGUGGCAAGAGCUUUAACCAGACCUCGCACCUGUAUGCUCACCUGCCCGUUCACACAGGAGAGAAGCCCUACCGGUGUGACAGCUGUGGGAAGGGCUUCAGCCGCAGCACCGACCUGAACAUCCACUGCAGAGUCCACACGGGGGAGAAACCUUACAAGUGCGAGGCGUGUGGGAAAGGCUUCACGCAGAGGUCCCAUCUGCAGGCCCACGAAAGAAUCCACACUGGAGAGAAACCGUACAAGUGUGGAGACUGUGGCAAGCGUUUUAGCUGCAGCUCCAACCUCCACACGCACCAGCGAGUCCACACCGAGGAGAAGCCCUACAAGUGCGACGCGUGCGGCAAGUGCUUUAGCUUGAGCUUCAACCUGCACAGUCACCAGCGAGUCCACACGGGGGAGAAGCCCUACAAGUGCGAAGAGUGUGGCAAGGGCUUUAGUUCGGCCUCCAGUUUCCAGAGCCAUCAGAGGGUCCACACAGGCGAGAAGCCGUUUCGCUGCAACGUGUGUGGGAAAGGCUUUAGUCAGAGCUCCUACUUUCAGGCCCACCAGAGAGUGCACACGGGAGAAAAACCAUACAAGUGUGAGGUGUGUGGAAAGCGCUUCAACUGGAGCUUGAACCUCCACAAUCAUCAGAGGGUCCACACAGGUGAGAAGCCCUACAGAUGUGAGGAGUGUGGGAAGGGCUUCAGUCAGGCCUCGAAUCUUCAAGCCCAUCAGAGCGUCCACACGGGGGAGAAGCCUUUCAGAUGUGACACGUGUCAGAAGCGAUUCAGUCAGGCCUCGCAUCUUCAGGCCCAUCAGAGGGUCCACACCGGAGAGAAGCCGUUUAAAUGUGAGACCUGUGGCAAGGCCUUCAGCCAGCGGUCAAACCUUCAAGUCCACCAGAUCAUUCACACGGGGGAGAAACCGUUCAAGUGUGAGGAGUGUGGGAAGGAGUUCAGUUGGAGUGCUGGGCUCAGUGCACAUCAGAGGGUGCACACAGGCGAGAAGCCCUACACGUGUCAGCAGUGUGGGAAGGGCUUUAGCCAGGCCUCACAUUUCCACACACAUCAGAGGGUGCACACAGGAGAGAGGCCCUACGUGUGUCACAUCUGCUGUAAGGGCUUUAGUCAGAGGUCACACCUUGUGUACCAUCAGAGAGUCCACGCUGGAGGGAACCUGUAGACAACGAGGGACGUGGUCUGGCCUUCAGCUGGAAGUUCACAUCCUCAUAUCCAUUGAAAAGUCCACGCCGGUGAUGGGGCAGAACUCCCUCACAGUUCGGAAGUGCCAAGGACUCUUCAUGGGAAAGAAACUCUAUAUAAAAUGUGAUGUUUUUUUAAAGACUCAUUUGGAAGAUGAAUUCUCUACUUUUUGCAGAUGAGAGGAAAACAUAUUUAUAAAUAUGCUCAGUGUCUAUAUUCAAGCUCCAAAUGUUCCGAUUUUCAAGAUGUGACACACACAUCACAGCCCUAAAAUGCAGUAGUUUAGGGCCAGGGAGGUAGUUCAUUGGGAAAGGCACCUGCCUUGCCAUGAGUGCCAUUCAGAUUCCAGCUCCAGCACCACGUGGGAGGUGCUGAUACUGGGAAAAGCUCCAGUGCUCUGUGGUGCACUGUGCUGUGUGGUGUCUUUUAUCUAUUUAUCGAGAGAGACCAGAACACUGCUCAGCUCUGGCGAUGCUGGGGAUUGAACCUGGGACUUUGAAGUCUCAGGCAUGAAAGUCUUUUUGCAUAACCAUUAUGCUAUCACCAAAAAAUACUUUUUUUUUGAUAGGACAAAAUUUUUGAGGUGGAGAGUAGAAGACAGAGAAGGAGAGACGGGCUGGUGGGGUACCUCGUUGAGUGCACAUGGUUACAAUACACGAGGACUUGGGUUCGAGCCCCUCAGUCCCCAGCUACACGAGGAAAGCAGUGCUGUAGGCAUCUGUGUGUGUCUCUCCCUCUCUAUAUUCCCACCCUUCCUCUCCAUUUCUGGCUGUCUCUAUCAAGUAAAUAAAGAUAUGAGAGAGAGACAGAUAUCUGCAGCACUGCUUCACCAUGAGUGAAGCUUCCCCACUGCAGGUGGGGCCUGAACCCAGCCUUGUGCAUGGUAAGGUGGGUGCUCAACCAGGUGCACUUCCCCCCAACCUAUCUUUCAAUCUGAAAAAGCAGCCUGCAACCUGGAGAAAUGAAGUCACAUGUUUAGAGUCCCAAAUUAGAAAAAAUAAAAAACCAUCUGAAUCUACGUAGGAGAGAUGCAAGACUGCAUGUAAGACUUAACUAACUAAAGUACUAUGAUAAAGGGAAGUCCACUACAAGCCUGACCUUCCUGUAGGGAGAAGUGGCUCUCACCACCAAGGUUCCGCCAUAUAUAGAGUAGCACUUGGGUCACAACUGGAGAUGGGAGGAAGUUGCUGCUUUUGGACAUACUGGCAAGUGUCCUCCUGGGCUUGAGCCACUGACGACCGGCCAUUCUGCCCCGAACAGGGCUUGUGGAUGGCGCCACCCUCCACCAGGCUUCUUUGUGCAGUGUGCAGAGCAAUGUUUUUAUCAUUCAUUUGUAUUGUUUUAUAUUUAUUUUUACCAGAGCACUGUUCAGCUCUGGCUUAUGGUUGGUGCAGGGGUUGAACCUGGGACUUUAGAGCCUUAGGCAUGAGAGUCUCUGUCAAUAACCCCUGCCUUUCAUUUGUAUUUUGUAGAUUGAUCAAAAUAACUGGAUUUUU